AUGAGGCCGAACAGGUCUCCAGAGGAGAGCACUGAGGGAGAUCCCGGGAGAACAGAGUGGAAGCCCACGGCCACAGAUGCUUUCAAAGACAUCUCCGUAUACUUCUCCAAGGAAGAAUGGGAAGAGAUGGGAGAAUGGGAAAAAAUCCGAUAUAGGAAUGUGAAAAGAAACUACGAAGCGCUGAUUGCUAUAGGUUUCAAAGCCACUCGACCGGAUUUCAUGCAUCACCGCAGACAGGUCAUCAAACCCCAGGUAGAUGACACUGAGGAUUCUGAUGAAGAAUGGACACCAAGGCAGCAAGGUAAACCUUCUUCGAUGGCCUUCAGAGUGGAGCACAGUAAACACCAGAAGAGAAAGGCCAGGGCACCAUUAAGUAAGGAAUCUAGUUUGAAGGAAUUGCCGGGAGCAGCAAAAUCGCUGAAGACAAGUGGCUCCCAGCAGGCUCAGAAACCAGUGCCCCAUCACAGAAAAGCAAGGACCCCUGGACAGCACCCCAGACAAAAAGUCGAACUCAGAAGAAAGGAGACUGGAGUGAAGAGGUACAGUCUACGGGAAAGAAAGGGCCACGUGUACCAAGAGGUCAGCGAGCCCCAGGAUGACGACUACCUCUAUUGUGAGGAGUGUCAGAACUUCUUCAUCGACAGCUGUGCUGCCCAUGGGCCCCCAAGCUUUGUAAAGGACUGUGCAGUGGAAAAGGGGCAUGCCAAUCGCUCAGCCCUCACUCUGCCCCCUGGGUUAAGCAUCAGACUGUCGGGCAUCCCUGACGCUGGGCUUGGAGUGUGGAACGAGGCGUCCGAUCUGCCGCUGGGCAUGCACUUUGGCCCCUAUGAGGGCAAGAUCACAGACGAUGAAGAGGCCGCCAACAGUGGAUACGCCUGGCAGAUAACCAAAGGGAGGAACUGCUACGAGUAUGUGGAUGGAAAGGACACGUCUUGGGCCAACUGGAUGAGGUAUGUGAACUGUGCCCGGGACGAUGAGGAGCAGAACCUGGUGGCCUUCCAGUAUCACGGGCAGAUCUUCUACCGAACCUGCCAGGUGGUCAGGCCAGGCUGUGAGCUGCUGGUCUGGUACGGGGACGAGUAUGGUCAGGACCUUGGCAUCAAAUCUUCUACCGAACCUGCCAGGUGGUCAGGCCGGGCUGUGAGCUGCUGGUCUGGUAUGGGGACGAGUAUGGCCAGGACCUUGGCAUCAAGAGGGACAGCAGGGGGAAAAGCAAGCUCACGUCCGGGAGAGAACCGAAGCCCAAGAUCCACCCAUGUGCCUCCUGCUCUCUGGCCUUCUCCAGUCAGAAAUUCCUCAGCCAACACACCCAACGCAGUCACCCCUCUCAGACCCUCCUGAGACCAUCUGAAAGAGACCUCCUCCAACCAGAGGAUCCCUGCCCAGGCAAUCAAAAUAAGCGAUAUUCAGAUCCACACAGGCCGAGCGACAAACCUGAGGAACGGGUUCAGGAGGCUGAAGUCCGCCCGGCCACCAGAAGACACCAAGGGGAGAGUGGGCCACGGGGCGGCGGGCGGAGGGUGCGAAGUCCAGGACUCGGGGCAACGGCCCUCAGUUCCCUCCGUGUGCCAGGAAGGGAAGCCACGUAAACUCCCCAUCUUCUGUGGCUUCAGGCCGGGAACACGGGAGGGGGAGUUAGGGGUGGUGCAGGCAGAGGGGCUUCAACUGAAAACGGACAGCGGCCAGGCCCCACCUGACACCGGGACUGCCCUGCACGGUCACACAAGACACCAGCAGUCACGGGACGGACAGCCAGCUGCCUCCGCCGCACGCUCCACCCUGACCACGGCGGCCCCGUGGCUGUACCAGCCCCGCCUGCACGUGGCUCUGCUUGGCUGCCAGGGCUCGGGGACCCUGGGUGAGUGGGUGAGGGCAGAGUUCCAGAGGCCAAGCCUGUCUUCAGCCGCCAGACCGGCCCUGGUAACCAGACUCAUGAGCCCAACUGGUGUCUGA
This is a messenger RNA of Dama dama (fallow deer), 1953 nucleotides long. RefSeq names its product histone-lysine N-methyltransferase PRDM7-like. Gene Ontology annotation, cellular component: nucleus. The record is from RefSeq and is a predicted model, not a curated record. NCBI's taxonomy places the organism in Eukaryota, Metazoa, Chordata, Mammalia, Artiodactyla, Cervidae. The transcript is spliced from 14 exons. Gene Ontology annotation, molecular function: recombination hotspot binding; protein binding; histone H3K4 methyltransferase activity. Gene Ontology annotation, biological process: positive regulation of reciprocal meiotic recombination; regulation of DNA-templated transcription.